Molecule: messenger RNA, 1284 nt
Organism: Plasmodium fragile
Lineage: Eukaryota; Apicomplexa; Aconoidasida; Haemosporida; Plasmodiidae
Exons: 1
Coding region: 1-1284 (427 amino acids)
Source: RefSeq, a predicted model, not a curated record
AUGGAGACAUCCUUGCAGGGACACGAACAAAAUGGCACUGUGCACAUUGACAAAGACAAACAUUUCGGAAGCUUCAAAUUAGGGGACAUGCAUUGGGAAGGUGCCACUGCCGGUGAGGAAGUCUUUCCACCUGGGCAGGAAAAUACAGGUGACAUAAUAACUAACUGGGAGGCACAACGAACAAGGGGAAACCAUCGACUAAGUAGAAAGCUGGUAGACAUUUCCAUCCUCAAGAAUGUUUUAAAUGUGUAUUUCCUGUUUGACAGAGAUAACGUUGGGCACAUCGACAAGAAGUAUGCCUGUUAUGUAAUUCAGAUGAUUUACGAAAAUGAUGCAAAUUUUAUGGUAGAAAAUGUUAAGUUAAAUGGAGGAGACGCUGUUGGUGAGAAGGAGGAAAGACGCAAACUCUUUGCAAAGGAUGCACGGAAGGAGCAGGCAUUUUUCUGCACCAAAUCCUUCGCAACCCUUUUGCUAAUCCUCUUGAGGGACGUAUCUGCGUUCCAACCUGUGGGUGAGUUUAUAACGAAGGAAGUUUUUAUUGAUGUAGUGACUCAAUUUGUACGGAGUAGCACACACGAUAGGAAUAGGCAUAUGUACGGAAUGAUGAAGUACCCACAGAAUAUGAUCACCAAGUUUUACAACUAUGUGCAUUAUUUGAAAGACCUGGAUAGUGAACGGAAAAAGCAGGAAAUCAAAAUUAAGAAGAAAACAAAGGAAUUGAAAAGUAUAUUUGUCCUUGAUGACAAAUUAGUAAAUGCCGAUUUGGAUACUCACAUCAAACAUUUUAACGAAAGAACGAGGAAGAAGUUACAAAAUAUUAAGAUAGAAACGGAUGCUCGAGAAAUGAAGGAAUGCACAUUUUCCCCAGAAAUUGCCAAGAAGCCACUGUAUUUGUUAAACAAAAAAUAUGAGACAAAAAUGAAAAAAUUAUAUGAAGACAAAAACAUGUAUGGGAAGUACACCACAAUUGGCAUAACCUACGACUUAGACGAUUCGAUUGAGAGGACGUUGCAUUUGCCGGAACGUGUCUGUUUCGACAGUGAUUAUGCGCCUUUUACAAAUUUUAGCGAUUUGCAACAUGUAGACGGUGAGAGUAAUGGCCAACCGGAGAUCCAGCUGAAGUAUAUAAUUCACCAGGGGUAUGCAAAACCGAAGAAAAUACACUGGAACGAUACGCUCAGGAAUAAACGGGCCGUGUCGCUUAGAGAAGUGGAUGAGGAUCUCCUACAGGGUAAGGAAGCUGUAAUGCAAAAGGCAGCCAAGGGGGAAGAGCCACACGUGUAA